Messenger RNA from Durusdinium trenchii, 1963 nucleotides. Lineage: Eukaryota; Dinophyceae; Suessiales; Symbiodiniaceae. The record is from the annotation of a GenBank genome assembly.
AAACAGCUGUGAAAUUUCCUUUGCCUUGGUCGCAGCGGCGGUUUCCGCCGGUUUUUCCUGUCGCCAUGUCGAGCUGCUUCAGCUGUUUCUCGGGCAUGACCCGGUCGCAGACCUCCAAGGACAAACCGUGAAAGGUGAAGCUUCACUACUUCAAUGUCUUUGCCAAGGGCCCUGCGAUCGCUCUGGCGCUCCACCAUGGGAACUUGGACUGGGAAGGCGAAUUUCCCAGUGCCUGGAAGGACAUGAUGCUUGGCCCCGCUCGGAGAGCUGCCGGUCUUGGAAGUCCCCGGACAAGGCCCCAUCGGCCAGGAGGCGGCGAUCCUCCACUACUUGGCCCUCAAAGAGCCCCUCUUGGCCGGCGCGGAUGACGAGGGAACGGAACCUUGCUUCCUAGGAUCUUGGGCGCGGCCGAAGACAUUUACCAGACGCUUUGGCGUCGGGGCAGGCUUGCCGUUUUUGCACAGGACAGGGAUUGCCAGGUUCACCAAGGACAGGGUCGUUUUUUUUACCCAGACACUCAUGGAUCAUAUGGAGUGGACUCCCUUUAUACAUGGAGCAAUGGGACUGUUUGGAGGGUCACGAGUCGUCCGACGUACGGAGCAUGUGACCUUUGGAGCGGUGAUGUCGGGGCGUGCCCAUGGCUCAUCGAUGUUCAUCGUUGCCGGAGGGUCGAGCCAUCUGAGUUUCAGAGAACCUGAGAAAUCAAGACAAGGGCUGCCAAGGGCUGUGAGUAGCACGUGAGGUCAGUUGACUGUGGAGGAGUCCUGCUGGUCAGUCAUUCCUGCACCAUCAGAAUCCACCCAGAGAUUGGGAAUUGGCCAGCUACCAAUGUGUGGAAGUCCCACAUGUCAUGCACGGCGCUUCUCCAUCCUUGAUGUCCCUUCACCAUUCGUGUCCAGUCACCUCUAGUCGCACUUGGUCACAUGUAAACAUGUCCUGGUGUCAUGCGACAUGUUCUGUUAAAGUGAUGUUGGAUGCCACAAAGUGGAGAAUGUUCUUUUCCGCCAUGUGACGAUGAGGGACAUGUUGAACCAAUACUCAGCCCAAACAGGCAAACACAUGCUCAAGGGUUUCGGACCCUGAGCUUCUGCAUACGAAGGGAGAGUCAUUUCGGGUAGACAGUUAGCUUGACUGGCUACUGCAUGAGUCAUCCCAUGGGACGAGAGCCAUCGCUUCCAUUCGUCCAUUUGGACUCCGGAAUGGUGGCACAGCCACCAACGGUGACAUGGCGAAUGGUGCCGAAGAGGAUGUUUGACAAGCAGAGUGUUAGCCAUUUCCUCUUCAGUUGCAAGGAUCAUUGAUCUAUCUUCGCUUUUUUCGCUUCAACUCUUGGAUGAUGUCCACCGUUGGGCGCCAUAUAUUAGCUGCUCAGCCGCUCCGCAGGGGGUCCGUAGUCAUGACCCGGCCAGUUCCACAGUUGAAAACACUGAGGAAGCUGAGCAAAUAUCAAAACACCAUUGGCGUGGUGGACAAGUGUAGCCUUGAACAGCUCUCCGCAUUCUGGGACUCGGCAGAUGAGUCCAAGCAUGCCCGAGAGCGGGGGCUGAAUGCACAUCUGGCGUUCCUGGAGAAGUUUUACAUGAAGGCGGCGCAGCGCUUGGGGAACGCGGGGAAGUUCACGAAGAAGGGCAUCAGCAUCGGUGAGUGCAAGUUGUUCACCGUCCUCCACUGCCUGGUUGCUCCAUUCAAGUAUAGGAGCGAUCGGACGCUACGAACGGAGCAAAGGGCAUCGCUACGAACGGAGCGAUCGGACGCUACGGUGAUGAUCAAGCCGACGGUGCUGGAGCACUUUCAAGGUCUCAGUACUUUUUACAAUCGCUUCAAGUCCCUGGAGAAGACCCAGGACAUUCUGCAGAACGGCGGGCGCUUCCCUGGGCCGUUCAAGCAGUACUUCAUCGCUUAGACAGUGUGGCAUGAAACGCAUGAAACCUUGCUUUUUGGCUUUAGACCAAUGUGAUACACC